This is a messenger RNA of Megalobrama amblycephala (Wuchang bream), 611 nucleotides long. RefSeq names its product guanine nucleotide binding protein (G protein), gamma transducing activity polypeptide 2b (gene gngt2b). Gene Ontology annotation, biological process: G protein-coupled receptor signaling pathway. NCBI's taxonomy places the organism in Eukaryota, Metazoa, Chordata, Actinopteri, Cypriniformes, Xenocyprididae. The record is from RefSeq and is a predicted model, not a curated record. Gene Ontology annotation, cellular component: heterotrimeric G-protein complex. The transcript is spliced from 3 exons. Gene Ontology annotation, molecular function: G-protein beta-subunit binding. The coding region runs from base 192 to 401 and encodes 69 amino acids.
CACCUGAGAAAGAGCAAGGGGAAGGAGGGGGUCUGGACAACAGAAAUAGAGAAGAAGAGCCAGAUAUCAGCGUCGAGUCUGUUCACAGACGCAGAGGACAGGAGCGGAGGAAGACCUCCACGCUGAUGAUCUCCUAGGAGACAUCGGGACAUUUCUCUGACUGCUGCAAGUCCCUCCAUUCAACAGACAGGAUGGCUCGGGACAUGUCAGAUAAAGAGAUCCUGAAGAUGGAGCUAGACCAGCUGAAGGUGGAAGUGAACACUACCCGAAUUGCGGUUUCAACAACAGCCCCAGAAAUCAUUGCUUUCGUUGAGGAGAAGUCUGGCGAAGACCCUCUGGUCAAGGGCGUCCCAGAGGACAAGAACCCAUUCAAGGAGAAGGGAGGCUGCAUUAUCACGUAGCAGUGGCCCUGGGGGAACCAGGGCUAUGUUCUAAUAUCUACUUUUGUAUAAAGGUUAUUUGUACUAGAAACUCUGAACCGUUUAGCAUCCACUGUAGUUUUGAAUAUUAUUCAGCUCCAGAAGUUUAAGAGGACACCCUCAUGUCAUUCAAUACCUUUUAUGAUAUGAUGUUUUCUGUCUGCUUUUAAAAUAAACUCAUUAGCAAUCUAA